CAGCCUCUAUUACGUGAGAAGCUGUAAUAGCCAUUCCUUACCUUCAGCACUGAAUAGCUAUUACGUUCCGCUCUUUUUCCCAUUUUCCAAAUUUUGCCCUCCUUCAUCUUCUCCUUCAUCUGGUCAAACUCUCUACACAAUUUCUGCCCUCAAACUCUCUUGCCAUAUUUCAGAUAUUCUCCUUCAUCUUCUCCCACAGAUCUAUAACUUUCUCUCCUUCUGUUCCCAUAUUUCAGGUAAUCUUUAAUUCAGAUUCAGAUUUCUGGCCCGUCAAAUAAAAAUCCACCGGAAUCACUUUCCACUUUCCAUAACCAAACUCAAAAUCAUCCAAAAACAAAAAAAUCCAAACAUAGAAAAGCAGAGAACUGAGAAAUGGCGGUCGGGAGAGAAGAUGUGGAGAUUUUAAAGCCCAGAAUUGACAAAAGAGAGUAUCGGAGGAUCGUCCUUAGAAAUUCCCUUCAAGUUCUUCUUAUCAGCGAUCUCGAUACCGACAAGUGUGCUGCUUCUAUGAAUGUGGGUGUUGGUUCCUUUUGUGACCCUGACGGCCUUGAAGGCCUUGCCCAUUUUCUUGGCAGCACAAACGCCUUCACAGCUUCUGAGAUGACCAACUAUUUUUUUGAUGUCAACACCGAUUGCUUUGAAGAGGCUUUGGACCGGUUCGCACAGUUCUUAAUCAAACCAUUGAUGUCAGCUGAUGCUACCAUGAGGGAAAUUAAAGCUGUCGAUUCUGAGAACCAGAAAAAUUUACUGUCUGAUGCAUGGAGAAUGAACCAGGUAUUAUUUUUGUUUUUUUUGAAUCACCCUUUGUCUUCUGGAAGAUUGUAAGAUCUCAGCUCUGACUAUUUAAAAAUGUUAAUCAAUUUUUUCUGGAAGAAAUGGAACCUGGAAUUGAUCCCUAUUCCUCAAUUGCAACUUUAAUAUUGUUUGUGAGUCCUCUCCCGUCAAUGCUUUUUAUGGUGUUAAUUCUUAUCACUUUUUCUUUAAUGAUCAAAACCAAAGCCCAAAAACUAUUGUCUUAGGAACAUCUUGUAAUGUUUUCCAUAAAUUACUGUUGAAAAUUCCAUAUCUGUAUGUGCUUGUCAAGUUUAGAUUCUCAUUUAAUACUAAUUUGGUGUUUGGCUGGAAUUCACAGAGAAACAAGUCACUUACUAACAUGAUUGAUUCCUCAAAGUGGUGAACUGAGCUUAUGUUUGGAAGUGUUCUUUCAUCCUUUGAUAUUGAUAGAUAAGGAUGAUUGGAUAUACCCUGCCAUUAAGGGCUAUUCAUCAAUUGUUUCCUUUUGUCCUGUUAAGGGUUUAUGGUGUGCAUGGUUAUUGUGGUUUCAUUGCUAUUUUGAGAGAGAGAGACUUGUGAUUAUUAAGCACACUGGGUUGCAAUUCGUAUUUGAGCAAUUGUUUGUGAGUUUGAAUGCAAUCUAAUCAUCUCAAUUGGUUGAUUUAUGCUAUUAAAAUUAAUUAAGAAUUGAUGAUUGUUGGAAAAAUUAGCAAAUUUUUAGAAACUUCCCAAUUUUUGUCUUUCUUGAAAAUAAAUGAGAACGUGUUUCUUGCUUUUAGUUGAGUAGAAGAAAAUUUUGAUGGAUUAUGGGUAUUGGUGGUGAUCAAAUUGAUUCAGAACUUUUAUUUUGUACUAGUUUGCACUUACUACCUAAUCCAUCUCAUUUGAGUUCAUGUUAAUAUUCUUUAAUGGUGAACCUUUUAGAUGUAUUCCUAUCUGGUUUUAAUUUUUCCUUCUAUGCAGCUUUAGAAACAUCUAAGCUUGGAAAGUCAUCCAUAUCAUAAAUUCAGCACAGGUUAAAAACCUUUCCUAGUUGAUCUUCCUUCCUUCUCUCCGCUCUUCUGUUAAGUUGAAUUCUUGCCUAAGCAGGUUAUAGGGCAUACUUUCUGCUUUAUAGUCAAUCAAUUAACCUAGUGAUAUUGGAUAUUGGAUAUUGGAUAUAUAUUUCCUUUCGCAAAUAUGCAUGUUAUGAUUUUUAGGGACAAAGUUCUUUGUAGUUUGUGAACCUGGGACACAGCACAUGGAGGCUCUCUUGAAAGUUGUUUAUGAGCUCUACACAGAUUAUGUUUUGAAGAACCCCUUCUAUGAGAUGGAGAUGCCCAUACGAUUCGAACUUUUUGACAUCAACCUUACACAGGCAGUACAGAAGGAUCGUGUUGCGCUUUUGGGGCGAUAAGCUGUCCUGGAACCUUUAUCUUACCAAAAUGUCACCAUCUCUUAUCUUCAUCCAUACACUUUUGAUGGAAGAUUGCUAUCAAGUUUGUAUAAACUUGUGUAUUGGGAUAUCAUCAAGCUCCUUUGUUUAGCUCAUAAGUGCUGAAUUAUUUAUAACAUAUGAUGAUUUCUGGACUUGCUUCUCCCAAUUAACAUUUAUAAAAUUAAUGAAAAAAUCCUUUGAAUUA
Molecule: messenger RNA, 2396 nt
Organism: Gossypium raimondii (Peruvian cotton)
Lineage: Eukaryota; Viridiplantae; Streptophyta; Magnoliopsida; Malvales; Malvaceae
Product: insulin-degrading enzyme-like 1, peroxisomal
Exons: 5
Coding region: 373-825 (150 amino acids)
Biological process (GO): peptide catabolic process
Cellular component (GO): mitochondrion; cytosol
Molecular function (GO): metalloendopeptidase activity; metal ion binding
Source: RefSeq, a predicted model, not a curated record